This is a messenger RNA of Plasmodium berghei ANKA, 2955 nucleotides long. Its product is annotated as HID1 domain-containing protein, putative. The transcript has 4 exons. The record is from RefSeq and is a predicted model, not a curated record. Gene Ontology annotation, cellular component: Golgi trans cisterna; Golgi medial cisterna; membrane. The coding region runs from base 1 to 2955 and encodes 984 amino acids. Lineage: Eukaryota; Apicomplexa; Aconoidasida; Haemosporida; Plasmodiidae.
AUGGGGCAAAGUAAUGCAAAACACAUUUACACAGUUUUUGAUAAAUCGAAUCCAAAGAAAUUUGAUGAAACUGAUUUAUAUUCAGAACUAUUAUAUUCCUAUAAUAAUCUCAAACAAUAUGAUUUUUAUUUUGUUAACCAUAUUGUAGAUAAUGUAGAACAUUUGACUUUAUUUUUUAAAUUUUUAAUAACAACCCUGGAAAGAGUUUUGACAGGGCAGGAUGAUAAAUAUAUUAAUGAUUGUAAUGUGUGUAUAAAAAUAUGUUUGUGUAUUUUUCCAGUACUUCAAUAUAAUUAUAAAAAAAAAGAAAUAUUUAAUUUAAUGUGGAAAGAAAAUAAUUUCGAAAAUUUAGUAUGUACAAAUUAUGUUUGUAAUAAUAUUUUGAUAUUACAUAUUUUUAAUUUUUUAUUAAUAAUCCUUUUUACUGAAAAUAUAAGUAUUAAUAGUAGAAAUCAGAAUGAUCACAAUAAUUAUAAACAUCGAAAUAAUAUUGUACUAGCCAAAAAUACUAUUGAUAUAUAUAAACUUUGGCUAGUCAAAUUAGUAACAUAUGAAGACAAUGCUGAAACUUCAAAUAUUAUUACAACUAAUAAUAGAAAUGCUACUUUUACAAAUUCGAUAAAUGAAUAUAAUAUAAAUAAUAAAUUAAAUGAUGAAAAUAAAAAUAAGGAAUUUUUUGAAAACGAACAAACUCAAAAUGUUGGAGAUAAUAAAGAAAUGAAUGAAGAAAUAAAUAAAAUUGAUGAAUGGCCAAAUAAAAAUAAUAUAUUGGUUAAUAAUAGUAAUGAAAAUAAUAAAUACAUAUUUACAAAUGAUAUAAAAUAUAUUGAAUAUUGUGAAGUUAGUGAUAGAAGGGAUAAUGACAAAGAUAUUAUAAAAUAUAAUAACACUAUUGAUUUAAAUUUAAUUAAUAAUAGAAUAAAUAUAUUAAAAUGUCUAUUAAUACUUUUAAGUUCAUAUAUGUAUAAUGAUAAUAAUAAUUAUUUAGAAGAAAAAAAUAUGUAUUUAUAUCUUUUUACUAGUGGGGAUAUAUAUUUUAGUUCCAACUUGUUUAUUUCAUUAUUAAAUGUAAUUUAUGAUAACGAAUUUAAUUAUUUCAAUUUUUAUUUUUAUAAUGAUACAUAUCUAGAAUUUUAUAACUUGUGCAUUCAUGUUUUAAAUAUAUUAAUCGAUUUUAAUCCAUUUGUUUUACAAAAUAAUAAAAAAGUGCAUUAUAUAAAUAGCGCUUUAGACUAUUUUUUUUCGGUCAAAAAAUUUUCUGGUAAGCCAAAAAGGGAAGCAGCCAAUGAAGAAAGCGUGAAAAGUAAAAAGGAGAGAGCGAAAAAUGGAGAGGACAAUGACAAUAAUUCUGAGCAAGUUGGUGCUAAGCAAUUAAAGAGGUUCUAUUAUUUUGAUUCAAUUAUAUGCAGCUAUUCUUCUGAAGAAUCAUAUAAUUCUUCUGAUAGCAUUAAGGAAUAUGGAAAUGAAGGAAAUAGUAGUAAAAAAUCUAAAGUUAGAGAAGCUAUUUAUAAUUUAAAACGCGCUUUGAAAAUAAAGAGGAACUAUUUAUCAAUAAAUAGAUAUAAUAGUAGUGCAAAUAAUGAGGAUACCGAUUAUUAUGAGUAUAUAAAAAAUAGUAAAAAAAUAAAAUAUUUACAAACAAGAAAUAUAUUUUUAGUUAUGUUACGAAAUUUGGAACUAAAUUCAAUAAAAUAUAUUUAUAAAGGUGUUUUAAAUAUGCUAAUAAGUUAUAAAUUAUACUUUGAAAAUUAUGAAGAAGAUAUAUUUUUUAUAAACAAUUAUUUAUGCUUGUUUUGGAAUAUUAUGAAUAACAAUAAAUUGCUUGUAAAAUAUGUGAAAAAUCAUAAUAGUAGUAUGUUUUUAUUUUAUAUAUUAUAUAUAUUAAUAUGUUUUAAUAAUAAACGAAAGAAAGAAAUGCAAUUGUUUUCCGACAUAAAAAAAAGUGAACCAUUAAAUGGAGGAAGUAAAAGUUUUAAUAACAAUGGAAAUGAUGAAAAACAUAUGAACAAUAUAAAAACUGAAAAUUUAAAUAAUGAAAAAUAUUUUUAUAACAACGAAAAAUUUAAUAUAUCAAACAAAUGUGACGAAUUUAAUAUUCGUAAAAUUGAUGGAUUAAUAUAUAUAUGCUUAUUUAUAAUAUUAAAAUUAUCAUCAAAUUCAAUUGUAUGUAAAAAUUUAAAUCAAAAAUAUAAUCAAAAAAUAAAAAUAAAUUCCCUUAUAAAAAAUGUGCACCAAUUUGAAACUUAUGUUGACUUUUUAAUAUAUGCUUUAUGUUUGUUAGUUAAUGACAAUAUAUAUUUUUUAAAGUUCGAACGAAUUAUAGAUAUGUCUAUUAUUAUACUUACAAAUAUCAGUGUUUAUAUAAAAUCAAUGAACAUAUAUUCCUGUGAAUGUAUAAUUAAUAUUUUGAAAAAAAUAUUAAAAAAAGAAUGGAUAUUAUCAUCACAACAUCACCAUUAUGCAUUAUUUCUUUUACUGGAUUUUAUCAAUAAUAUUUUAUCUCACAAUUUAAAUGAUAAUUAUAAUCUUGUUUAUACCAUUAUAAAGAACAGAGAUGUUUUUGUUUCCAUUAAUAAUUUGGAUGUUUCCUUAAAAGAUUGUUUUAUUUUCACUCCAAACUUAGGCAAAGAUUAUUGGGUGCCCACCGAAAGUUGGUUAUCCAACUGGAAAAAUAAACUUCCUCUUCAUUUCGUUAAUGCCAUAAUUUAUGAUUUGGCUAGUAUGAUUGAAGAAGAGUGCGAUAAAAAUGAAAUAUUGGAUCAUAAUGAAGUCGUAAAUUUAAUAAAAAACGAAUGCUCAAUAAUAAAAAAUGAGAAAAUACCGUUUAUCAUAAGAAAAUAUGAAAAAAAUAUUUUUCUGUCUAAAUGGGUUACAAAUUAUAUAUAUUUUUUAUUAUUUUUCCAUUUUUAUAAGCAAAAUAUUUUUAUAAAUAAUGGAAUUAAGUUUAUAUUUUAA